Molecule: messenger RNA, 657 nt
Organism: Cercospora beticola
Lineage: Eukaryota; Fungi; Ascomycota; Dothideomycetes; Mycosphaerellales; Mycosphaerellaceae
Gene: MIC10
Product: Mic10p
Cellular component (GO): mitochondrion; mitochondrial inner membrane; MICOS complex
Source: RefSeq, a predicted model, not a curated record
GACAGCGACAGCCUACGCCCAUCUGCACCGCACCUCUUCGAACUACCUCGCGAGCCAGCGCCAUCUAUACGUCGGGCAAGAUCGAGACACAUCAGCGACCAUGGCCGACUCAAGCUCAAGCAGCAACGCCGUUGUUCCACCCCCAGCCCGAUCCAACCGACCGAUGAGCGAAGCAUUGUUGAACGAAAAGUGGGACCACUGCUUGAGCACAUUGCUGAUCCGAUCCGGCCUCGGCGCAUCUUUUGGCGUCAUUUUCUCAGUACUCCUGUUCAAGCGCCGUGCAUUCCCAGUAUGGGCUGGCCUCGGAUUUGGUGCUGGACGGGCCUGGGAGGAGUGUGAUAGCAGCUUCAAGCGUGCCACAGCACCAUCGCGCGAUGGCCUUCGAGUACUGAGGCCUUGAGUAUGGGAACACAGUGGACUGCGAAAGAUAUGGACUUGAUAUGAGAGACAAUGCAGCCGGACACGCUGAGCGGUAAUGACCGGGCGCCGCGAGCGUCUCAUUCACAGGGUUGAUGUUUGCGAGCGUGUCCAAGUAGAACACCUGUAUAUUUGCUAAGUGUGGACUAUGUCCAGUCUUCUAGAUGACGCGCUGAACAGGGUCAGCGAUUCACACUGUACAGAAACCAAAUCGCAUGCAAUGAUCUCGAACGUCCUCAG